AUGAGCUCUAUGAUGAAGCCUCAUGCAGUUUGUAUCCCUCUUCCAGCUCAAGGCCACAUAAACCCAAUGAUCAAACUUGCAAAGCUUCUCCAUUUCAAAGGAUUCUAUAUAACCUUCGUCCACACUGAGUUCAACUACAAUCGCUUACUUCAAUCUAGAGGCUCAGAUGCUCUCAACGGCGCAGAGGAUUUCCAGUUCGAGACUAUAUCCGAUGGCUUGCCACCGACGAACCAACGUGGGAUACUUGACCUCCCGGAGUUGUGCAGAGCCAUGCCGGUUGAGGGCCAGCGUUCAUUCAGAGACCUCAUCAAAAAACUCAACAAGGCUUCGUCGUGGGCGGACGUGCCAGCUGUAAGUUGUAUUGUUUCUGAUGGAGUGAUGGGCUUCACCUUACGAGUUGCUCAAGAAUUUGGCAUCCCGGAGAUGCUUCUAUUUACACCUAGUGGUUGUGGUAUGUUGGGGUAUCUACACUAUGAAGAUCUAGUAGAAAGAGGUUAUUUUCCAUUGAAAGAUGAUAGCGACUUAAGUAUUGGCUUUCUUGAUACCGUGAUUGAUUGGAUACCCGCAAUGGAAGGAAUUCGAUUGAAAGAUCUCCCCACCUUCCUCCGAACAACGGAUCGCGAUGAUACAAUGUUCAACUACAACAUACAAGCAAUAGAGAUUGCCAUGAAAGCUCAAGGUGUGAUCCUCAACACAUUUGAUGAAUUGGAGAAAGAAUUCUUGGAUGUGAUCACAACAAAGUUCCCCCAGCUCUACACCAUUGGUCCACUAUCACUCCUUCAACACAACAUGUCCACAACACAUCACUUGGACUCAAUUGAUUCAAAUUUGUGGAAGGAAGACAAGAAAUGCUUGGACUGGUUAGAUAAGAGAGAGCCUCAAUCAGUGGUGUAUGUCAACUAUGGAAGCCUAGUAAUAAUGACUAAAGAACAAUUGGCUGAGUUUGCUUGGGGACUUGCCAAUAGCAAAUAUCCAUUUUUAUGGGUCAUUAGGCCAAAUCUUGUAGAUGGUGGAGAAGAGAUUUUAUCAAAUGAAGAUUUCAUGGAGGAGACAAAGAAAAGAGGCUUAACAACAAACCAACUGCUUUUAUUUAUGUAUAAAUGGGGGUUUGGGAUGGAGAUUGACACAAAAGUGAAGAGAGAGAAGGUGGAGAGGCUUGUGAGAGAGUUGAUGGAGGGUGAGAAAGGGAAGAAGAUGAGGGAAAAGGCUAUGGAAUGGAAGAAGAAGGCAGAAGCAGCUACAAGAACUGGUGGAUCUUCUUACACUAACUUUGAUAUGUUGGUUAAGCAGCUCAAACAAGAGCCCAUUGGCUUGGAGAACUUGUCAUAG
Molecule: messenger RNA, 1329 nt
Organism: Prunus armeniaca (apricot)
Lineage: Eukaryota; Viridiplantae; Streptophyta; Magnoliopsida; Rosales; Rosaceae
Source: the annotation of a GenBank genome assembly